AUUUCCCACACGCCCCCACUGAGUAAACGCAGAACAGUAUCGUGGGGAUGGAGUAAAUGAAGGGAAACAUGGAUCACACCGAAGUAAAGCCGAGCAAAGAGGUCGACAUUUAUCGCGAUACGUGGGUCCGCUUCCUUGGCUACGCCAAUGAGGUUGGGGAGGCUUUUCGUGCACUGGUGCCAGUGAGUUUGGUAUGGGGCAGCUAUGCUGUGGCCACUGCUUAUGUCACUGCUGAUGCUGUGGACAAAGGGAAGAAGGCAGCGGUGGCCCAUGGGGACAACCCAGGGAAGACGACCCGGGUAGCUGUAGCAGUGGUGGACACGUUUGUGUGGCAGGCCCUCGCCUCUGUCAUCAUCCCGGGCUUCACCAUUAACCGCGUGUGCGCCGCGUCACUCUAUCUGCUGGGCAGAACCACCAAGUGGCCUCUGCCUGUCCGCAAGUGGACCACUACAGCUAUCGGCCUCUCCACCAUCCCAUUCAUCAUUACUCCUAUAGACAGGUCGGUAGAUUUCCUGCUGGACUCGAGCCUUAGGAAAGUCUACGAUGAGGGAGAGAAGCACAAAUAAAGAAGGGACCAUGCUGGACAGACUGUCCACUCUCGGUUAGAGAUCAGUCCAGUCAUCGUAGACCUGUGCUGAUUGUGCAUCACUGUGAAGCACUAAAGAUGUUUAAAGGAGGAUUUCAUGGAGUAAGUUUUGCAAAGUUAGUCAAAGACAC
This is a messenger RNA of Toxotes jaculatrix (banded archerfish), 717 nucleotides long. It is a transcript of the gene mtfp1, whose product is annotated as mitochondrial fission process 1. Lineage: Eukaryota; Metazoa; Chordata; Actinopteri; Toxotidae. Gene Ontology annotation, biological process: mitochondrial fission. Bases 57 to 566 code for a protein of 169 amino acids. Gene Ontology annotation, cellular component: mitochondrion. The transcript has 4 exons. The record is from RefSeq and is a predicted model, not a curated record.